This is a messenger RNA of Vollenhovia emeryi, 754 nucleotides long. RefSeq lists its product as uncharacterized. Lineage: Eukaryota; Metazoa; Arthropoda; Insecta; Hymenoptera; Formicidae. The transcript has 3 exons. The record is from RefSeq and is a predicted model, not a curated record. Bases 138 to 647 code for a protein of 169 amino acids.
AUCUUUAAAAUGUUUAUUUAUUGUACAUAUGAGUAUGUUGUGUGUAUGCUAUAAAAUAACUAAAAAUAGUCUACAAUAUGAUAAAGACACAAAUAACAUUUUUUUCUUACAAAAAUUAUUUGUAGCUUAUAACAAUUAUGACUUCAAAAUUAACUACAGACUUCAUCAUAAAUAUUCUAUCUUUUGUAUGCAUUUUUAUGUCGUGUAUCGCAAAAUACUAUUCCUUUUACGUUAACAGUGAAACGUUAAAAUAUUUAAUAGAACAAGUUCAGCAUUUCUGUAAUGAUUUAAGAGACAAUAAUGAAAUUGCCAUCAUAGAAAAAUAUGGAAGGAACGCGAAACAAUAUACGACUAAUCUUAUAAUGGCUGGUAUUGGUUGUAUAUCUCUUUUUAUGGGUGCACAAUUAUGGUCGAAAGUUACCAAUGUCAAUGUCGAUGUUGUAACAUCCACAAAUGUGUCUCGCUCAGAACAUCUGCAAAUCUCAACUGAAUUAGUCAAUCAAGGAAGGUAUUUUCAGUUACCGCUAUUUUACAUAAAUGCAGCUAUAAGCAUAGGGAGUGUGGUGAUCCUAGCAACAGGAUCAAUGCUCAUUGCGUAUUAUCAACAUGCUUGCGGAAUGUUUAGAAUUGCUAGGUAUAAUAUAUAAUAAAUAAGCAAAAAGUAGGUUAAAUUAAAAGUAUUUACUGAUUCUAUCAUUUUUUACAAACACUCUUUCCUAUACAAAACUGAAAAUUUACUUUGUUGACAAUUAUA